AGACUCUUCUUGUCAGAAGGACAAAAAUUAGUCUAGAUGAGGCAAUGGCGGUUCUAAGAGAGAACGAGAGGAUGAUGUCUCGAGAUGAUCUUUGUUCAUCAGAUGAUGGUAAAGCGCUGGCUGUGCUUGGUAAAGCGCUGGCUGUGCUUGCCCCUAGAGAAAGAUCCAAAUCUAGGCCUAAUAGAGAUUUAAGUAAUGUGGAGUGUUACUAUUGUGGUGAAAGGGGACAUAUUCAAAGUCGUUGCCAGAUGAUGAGAGAUGACUUGAAAGCUUUUCGAAGGGCUCAAGAGACAAAGGGAAAGGCGAAGAAAGAUGGCGAGGGUUCUUCAAAUGUGGUGAUAAAUGCUGACAGCGAUGAUGGUGAUUUGUUCUUAGCAAGUCAAGAUGACUUAAAGGAAGGCCAAGAAAAAUGGGUGUUGGACUCAGCAGCCUCCGUUCAUAUAUGUAAAGAAGUAUCUAGUUUUGACAAACUUUGCUAAGACGGAGAAUACGGGCACAUCAACAUGGGAGGAGGACAGAAGAUGCUUAUAAAGGGCAUGGGCACAGUCACGUUAAAACUUCAUAGUGGUGUCACAAGAACAUUUUACAACGUGAGGUAUGUCGGUACAAGAAAGUGGUGCAAAGUGUACCGUGGUGCAAACCUUGUGUUAGAGGGAAAGAAAGCAGAGAACAAUCU
Messenger RNA from Cuscuta campestris, 676 nucleotides. NCBI's taxonomy places the organism in Eukaryota, Viridiplantae, Streptophyta, Magnoliopsida, Solanales, Convolvulaceae. The record is from the annotation of a GenBank genome assembly.